This is a messenger RNA of Cercospora beticola, 639 nucleotides long. RefSeq lists its product as uncharacterized. The record is from RefSeq and is a predicted model, not a curated record. NCBI's taxonomy places the organism in Eukaryota, Fungi, Ascomycota, Dothideomycetes, Mycosphaerellales, Mycosphaerellaceae.
AUGACUUCAAUUCAUCCAGCUCAAGCUCCAGUGCCCUUCGAUGAGCUUCUCAUCAAGCUGAAAUCGUUUCAGGCACCUCUGUUCGCACCAGACAAGAUACAAGAUCCUGGACUUAGUGAUAGUAUCGCCUCACUAUAUCUGCAUCCCGCAAUCGAAGCCUUACUGCACAUUUUGAACCAUGAUCUGCCAUCGGCUCAUUUCUUGGUUCGCCACAUGCAGUCCCCGCCGGCUUACGAAGGAAUGUACGUCCAUGGCAUUUUGCAUCGUAUCGAAGGCGACUUCAACAAUGCCCGAGCCUGGUAUUCCGAUGUUGGCGAGUGGGAAGGUUUUUCGAGGUUCUGGGGUUCCGAGGAUGCUGCUGGAGAGGAAGAUGGGCAGAAGUUGCCAAGACAGACGAGUGCGAGAGAAUUUCUCGAUCGGGUCGAACGAUGCGCGAAAAGUGGCGGUAGGGAGGAAGAUAUGGAGUCUCUGAGAUCGAAGAGUCGUGCUGAACUCGAGAAUUUGCUUGAUUGGUGUCUGGAACGCUUCGGGACGGAUAUGCACAAAGAUGCAACGAAGGUUUGGGUGCAGCCGAGUGAGGAGAUUUCGAAGAUUGGAGAGGAACAAGUCAGUGGGUCCGGAGGUCCUAGGAAGUUCUGA